AACAAACAGCUGCUUUGCCUUUGUGUGUUGUGAAUAUCUAAAGCCCAUAGAGGGGCGUUCAUGCUUCCUUCCACGUCGUCCUUUAAGAGCACAGUCAUGAACAUUUCCCUCUAGCGCUCGCAGCUUGUAUUAUUAUCCAACAGCCCCGUCAUGGCGGCACAGACUCGAGCUCUGGUGUCAGCUCAGUGGCUGGCAGAUGCCAUCAAAAACAACCUGGUCGGUCCCAAGCUUCGUAUCCUCGACUCUUCAUGGUACCUUCCCAAAACGAAGCGGGACCCGAGGGCUGAAUUUACGCAGAAGCACAUCCCGGGCUCCUCUUUCUUUGACAUCGACGACUGCUGUGACAAGAGCUCAGAUCUGGACCACAUGCUGCCAACUUCCAGCCACUUCUCCCAGUAUGUAGGAGACCUGGGCAUCGGCAACGACACGCAUGUAGUCGUGUAUGACACCAGCGACUUUGGGUCGUUCGGCGCGCCCCGGGUGUGGUGGAUGUUCCGGCUGUUUGGGCACAGCUCGGUGUCGGUGCUGGACGGAGGUAUGAAGAACUGGCUGGCUGGAGGUUAUCCGGUGACAGCUGAAUACUCCAAACCGGAGUUUGCAGAGUUUAAAGCGACCCUGAAUCAGCCGUGGGUGAAGAGCUAUGGAGACAUACUGGAGAACAUCAGAACCAAGCAGGUCCAGGUGGUGGAUGCCAGGUCUGCAGGGAGGUUCAGGGGUGUUGAGCCGGAGCCCAGAGAUGACACGCUGCCAGGACAUUUCCCCGGUGCAAUCAGCAUGCCGUUCACGUCUUUCAUGGACGCCUCUGGAAAGGAACUGGGAACUGAGGGCCUGUCUAACCUGUUCAAAGAGGCCGGGGUUGAUCUGAAGCAGCCGCUCUGGGCCACCUGCGGGUCCGGUGUCACAGCAUGUCACAUUGCUCUGGCUGCUCACCUGCUCGGGCACCCUGGGGUGUGCGUUUAUGAUGGCUCCUGGUCUGAAUGGUUUAAAAGAGCGUCUGCAGAGCAUAUUCUCUCAGAGGGAGAGGGGAAGAAAAUGUGAAUGAAAAGAGGAGCGGCAGUGGAGCACUACAAGCAGGGACGUGAUGUGACUUUUACAAGGGAGAGCAGCGUGUUUGCUGCCAACAAGAGUGAUGAAUCAAGACUAUAAAACUAGCCUUAUAGUGUACUUUGUAGUGAUACUGAGGAGAUGCUGCUUAAGGCUGCGCACAGUGAGCUGCUUAUGAAACUUAAAGAAUAGUUGCACCUUUCAGCAGCUGUCAGAAGCCUUUAAUGCAAAUCUACCUAUGCAAAUUAUCUGACUUCACUUUAUAGGACAGUUACAUGUUUUAGGAAGGCUUACAAUAUCCUGAAGUAACGUGAUGGUGUUGUUUGUUACUGUUAUGUCUCAGUAUGAUAUAAAUGACGCAGUUAAGUAGGAAUUAGGACAGAGGAUGUUUUGUUCUUGAAGAGGGUGCACUUUCACAAUAGGAGGAGGUCAUGUGAAUACUUGAUGAAUUCUUUUACAAGUGUUAAAAUAAACAUUUAAGCUCCUUGUUUUGUUCAGCUA
This is a messenger RNA of Epinephelus moara (kelp grouper), 1545 nucleotides long. RefSeq names its product 3-mercaptopyruvate sulfurtransferase-like. Gene Ontology annotation, biological process: transsulfuration. The record is from RefSeq and is a predicted model, not a curated record. Gene Ontology annotation, cellular component: mitochondrion. The transcript has 2 exons. NCBI's taxonomy places the organism in Eukaryota, Metazoa, Chordata, Actinopteri, Perciformes, Serranidae. Gene Ontology annotation, molecular function: thiosulfate-cyanide sulfurtransferase activity. The coding region runs from base 151 to 1038 and encodes 295 amino acids.